Molecule: messenger RNA, 2607 nt
Organism: Peronospora farinosa
Lineage: Eukaryota; Oomycota; Peronosporomycetes; Peronosporales; Peronosporaceae
Source: the annotation of a GenBank genome assembly
AUGCCAAGCGACGCGGGCGGUCUCCUUGCGUCAAUGUCGAUGCCUCUACCACACAUCAGCACCACUAAAGGCUUUAAUAUUGCAGCGCGUACGAAGCUUCGUGCAGAAACGAGCAAGAUAAUGGGCUGCGUCGUUAAAUAUUACGAAGAGGAGCUCGAUCCACCACGUGUGGUGUCUGGUAAUGAUUGUGCCAUUCAUACCGACAUAAACAAGACGACGACGGAAAGCGUAGAUAGAGACAUAGACAGUGCUUCAGUGAAGGACCUGAUUACUCCUGUCCAAGUACAAACAAAGACAACAGAAGGGUCAGAUACAUUAACAAGUUGGCAAGAUGAUCAAGAUCAGACGUGCAAGAGCUGUCUAGUACGGCGUGGUGAGUCAUGCUGUCGGUGGAAGACGCUGGAACUAAUUACUCAAGACAUAAGUUUAAGGUGGGACUAUUUUACACUCAAGCAAAGUGGAAACGAGUGGCUACGUCGAGUCAUUUUGAUGAACGAUAUGUCAUCAGUAAAGAAAAAAGAGAUGGUGUCAGAUGUACAGGAGUUGUGGAAUUACAGCACAGAAUCUCCUACGAAGGAGUCUCUUAGUCAGAUUGACGAGCUACAAAAAGCACAAUUCUCGUUGCUCGAGCCACGACGGAUUCAAUGUGAUUGGCAUGACAUGCACGUGUCUGGAAAAGGAUUUCUUUACGAUGAAUCAGGCAAAUUUCUUCAAAAGAUGAUUCGAGCAAAUGCUCAAGUGACGCUUCUCGUAAAAGAUAUUGUCGUGCCAAAUGUGUUUGACAAUGAUUGGGGACGGCCACUUUACAGCGUUUAUCCUGCGGAUGAUAUGGGGGAGCUACAGCAGCUUUUACUUCCAUCUGAUCUGGUACGAAACGAUGAAGCGAAGGUUAAUAGUGCGCCAUCAAAAACCAUAUCAAUUGCGAGUGGAUAUUUACAUAAUCUUCAGCGCACCGAUAUCUCGCUGACAAUGGCAUCCAUGAACAUUCCAAGUGUGUGGAACCACGCAGUCACUCUGAAUGGCAUAAAAAAUUUGUUCACUGAGGAGCUGAAGACGGUGGUAACACAACCAAAAUCGCCUGUGUCUUCCACAUGUAUUUCAGUGCCAGUCCCGUGUCAGGCUAAUGGCAUUGGAUCAAAGCCAGCAAUUACGUCACCAGAGGUGUCACCAAGCGUGAAAAGAAAUGACAGCCGCAAUGAUCUACUCCCUGAAGGUGGUCCGCUGCCACUAGCGCCUGUAAGACUGGCAGCCACCGCUGAUCUGAGCACUGACUAUUUUUUGAGCGACACAUUCCUGAGGUGUAAUUGGAGUGACGUACCAGAAGACAUCAAUCCGGAGGAUGCCAGCUCCAAAGAGGAUAUGAAUUCAAAAUAUUCCAAAGAACCUUUACAGUACAACCAACUUCUUCAGCAGAUAGCUCGACCAGCAUUGUGGGACUUGAUGCGUAAGAAGUUGCUCCAGGUGGAUGUGGCAUCUUUUCAGCGAGCUCUUGAUCGCGUGAGUUUGGAAGCACUAGAAGCGAUAAUCUAUAAGCAGUGCCAGGUAGUGAGGAAAAUGAGCCUGAACCCUUCCGCAUUCUCAAGUAUUGAUAUAGUCGAGGCUUGCGCCAGUCUUCGUCAAGCUACUUGGCUUCAUACUUUGCGAAUCGUGUCAAUUGGUCAGAUAGCUGCUGCUCGUAAUGGCGAGAUGAUGGCGGCGAUUCUGUCUAGAAUCCUUCCUAGUGCCAAGUACAAGCUCUUACUGGGACCUUCCAACUGGAAAGAUCUGCUGACACUCUUGGAAGUGAUCGGAGCGCGCGGAGAACCUUCAGGCAAUGCGAUCAAACUCGCUGUGCAAGAAACCUCAAGCAGCAUAUCAGAGAACGAUUCGACACCUCAGCCACCUCAAAAAAGGCAAAGACUUCUUCAAGCGGAGAAAGAGAACAUACCUGUUCGCGUCUUGUGCUCAGUCCAGUUUCUGCAGCAGGAUGAGCUUCUAGAUGAACUUUGUACGAAGCAUCAGAUCUCUUUUAUCGAGCGAGAUCUUCCAUCACCAAUUGACAUGUUAGUCGACGAAAGAAACUGCAUCUGUGUGGUGACCGGUGCCAUAUUCCAAGUCGAAACGAGUUUAAAAAACUUUAUUUUCAGCUUAGCUCGUUUGCAGCUUCAAUUCCAAAAGUGCUGGUUUGUUAUCGUCCUCGAUAAACCCCCAGCUACAGGCAUGGAAGACGCGAUGAAUUUGUUCUUCUCAGCGCUUGUGCAAUUUCGGGUUGAAAUCCAAGUGCUUACCAGUUUUUCGUGUGAGGAAGCUGGCCGCUUCGUGCGCGCGAUCGUCAAUCAAUGCGCCGAAACUGCCCUGAAUGAUCACCUUGUUCUACCCCGCAUGUGGUUCGAGCGCCCGUUCUUGCUAGAAGACGAGUCGCAAUUCGAACGUUUUCUCGUGUCGACGAAAAUCAUCAAUAACUACGCAGCACAGUCACUUCUUCAUAAGAUCUGCAUGGAAGAUCUAUUCUCCAAAGGCAUUAACGAGCUAAAGCUUCUCGUCCAGAAUGCAGUGACCGAGCAGCAAUUAGAGCUACUUUGGAGACUUAUGCAGCAGGGACACGGACUCAAUGGUGCUUUGCAUUAA